AUGUCGAUAUUUACUGCUAUGAAAGAUUUAUCAACAGUAAGCAGUCCAUUUCCACCAAAUGAUAACAUAAAUGCCCCUACAGCUCCAGUAGCAGGAGACCAGUCAAUUGAUCCCUCAUUAAGCUCCCCUUACAGAUCACAUGAGUGUAAAUGCAGGGAUCUGUCAUAUACAGACUAUGAACAAUAUUUUGUUGAAGAAGCUCUUGUCCAGAAAUUGAGAAGCGAGAUAAAUAUUUUGAUCAAAGAAAACAGGCAGUUCAAAGUUAGGAUUCAGGAAAUGCAUAGAGGCUUAGAUCACAAUGAUAGCUCAGUCUACACCAUGAGUCUUGGACCAGAUUUUGAUGAAACAAAUUUUUCCAUUGAUGAACAGGACAGUGAGGGAAUAUGUGGCGCCAGGUCAAAUCUUGAAUUCAAUGAGGAGAACUUUGUUCAGUACGAGCUGGAGUUGACUGAUGAAAGUGCCCAAGCUAAGUUUAAUGGGAAAAAAGUUGACAACAGUUUUUCAAAACGACGCAGAUUUUCAAGGGCUUUCAAAGGGGAUGAUAGUGAGCCAGAGAGGAAUCAACUAGAUGAGCCGCAUGAUGAACUGAAGAAGGACAGAGAUGAACUGAUAGAGGAAAAAGAACAAGAGUCCAAGAACGAUGAAGCUGCGCUGUGUAACAAUGAACAAGACAAAAUUGUAACAGCUGUUUUAACUGAAGUGAAGGUGAGACGAGGCAUCCUAGAAUGUUUAAAUAAUUUAAAGAAAGAGAACAAUUAUUGCAUGCAUCAAAUUGGAGUGCGUCGUGUGCGCCGUGGUGGAGGACGAUACAAUGAUAACGCGGAUAUCGGUCCUAAUGCAGAACAAUUUAGAAAGCUGUUUGUAAGAGGAUUGAAUUACAAAACUGAGGAAAAUGGUCUCAGGAAACACUUCGAAACAUGGGGAGAAAUAGUUCAUUGUAAAGUAAUACGUGACCACAAUACCAAGAAAUCCAAAGGUUUUGGUUUUGUUACAUACAAGGAUUCAGCAAUGAUUGAUAUAGUCCAAUUAAACAGACCGCACACAAUUGAUAACUGGGAGGUUCAAACAAUGCGUGCAAUGCCGAGAGAUUUUGCAGAUACUGAACAUCUCUCAGUGGAGCAACUGUUUAUUGGAAAAAUGAAAGAAGACACAACAGAAGAACAAAUAAGAGAAGUGUUUGGACAUUUUGGCAACAUUAAGUCUGUGAACUUUAUAAGAGAAAAGAGAACAGGCAAAGUUAGACCUUUUGCCUUCGUCAGUUUUGAAGACUAUGAUUCAGUGGACAAAGCUGUUUUAAUAAAGACCCAUGCCCUGAAUGGGCACACAGUAGGGGUUAGAAAAGCUUUUUCUAAAGAAGAAAUGACAGGUGGUGGCACAAUGAAAGGAGGUAGAUAUUCAGCUCGUGGAUGGAGUCCAUAUGGAGGUUCCAUGUCUAGAAGAAGCCCCUUGAAAAUGACUCUAAUGAACGCCUGUGUAUUUACCCCCAGCCUUGAAAAUGACACUAAUGAACGCCUGUGUAUUUACCCCCAGCCUUGA
Molecule: messenger RNA, 1536 nt
Organism: Physella acuta
Lineage: Eukaryota; Metazoa; Mollusca; Gastropoda; Physidae
Biological process (GO): mRNA splicing, via spliceosome
Cellular component (GO): catalytic step 2 spliceosome
Molecular function (GO): mRNA 3'-UTR binding
Source: RefSeq, a predicted model, not a curated record